AUGGCCGAGGCCAAGGCCUUUUCGGCGCACCCGAAACUUCAGCUGAGCAGAAUAAGCAGCAGUUGUCGCUGCGCGGAACGAAUCAAGUUCAGCCAACAUCCGAAAUUCCUGUUGGCAUCCAACAACACGUUUGGCAAUGGGAUCUCAGAAAAGCGCCGAUCGGAUGAUCCAGCCGAUCCCUCUCGCGCCCCGAGAACCAGGCAACCAGGCUCGAGCCGGGCUCCUGGGUAG
Messenger RNA from Chaetomium globosum CBS 148.51, 231 nucleotides. RefSeq lists its product as uncharacterized. The transcript has 2 exons. Lineage: Eukaryota; Fungi; Ascomycota; Sordariomycetes; Sordariales; Chaetomiaceae. The record is from RefSeq and is a predicted model, not a curated record. The coding region runs from base 1 to 231 and encodes 76 amino acids.